AUGUCCCAGCUGCUCCACGACAGGCGCGUUCCUCCAUACUAUGAAAGACCGCCCGUCCCAGCUAUGUCCCUCGCCCCCGCUCACAUCAGCCACUGGCCACAGUUCUACACCGAGCUCAGUCCCCAGCCGUCCUCUUUCACAGGAUAUCUUCCAGCUGCACAGAUUUCCGUACCCCAGUCGCCAUCGUACACAGUGUCGUGGCCGAACACCGCGACAUCAGGACCUUCCCACCUUCAGCAAAAUGUCAUCGUUCCCCGAAGCUCGGCCACUGGCCCAGACCCCCAUUCAUUGACGCACCAACAAUCACUUCUUUCUGACUUCCGCGCUACGUCGCAGCGAGCAGCGUUAUCGUGCUCUCCCCGUCUGGUACAGCAAGACACCGUCGCAUCCUAUGCCUUUGAGCUGGAUCGCGUUCGAUCCCCUUCAUCGCACGCAUCCGCAUCAGACUUCGGCGCGAGCGAGCGUGAAGAUGUGAGAGCUUGGGAUGGCUCUUCGUCUUCGUUAGAAGAGAUAGGGUUCUCGACAACCGACAUCGGAGAGCUGGGGGUGACUGGGUCGUCCAUAGCAAGCGAGCGGGCAGACGAAUACACGGAGUCAUCGCGUUCAGGAUCACGGCACUCUUCCGUACCCGUAUCUAUCACCGCCAGCACUUCUUCCUCGUCACGUACUUCGGUCAAAGUCGAGCCAGAAGACUUAGAUGGCCGAUUCAUCAUGGAGCUCUCCGCCUUUCGUUCUCCAUCGUCCGGCCAGGCAUCAUCAUCUACGGCUUCGACAUCUUCUCUGACUGCUGUCGCCUACAACAGCAGCCUCCUUAGUCAAGCACUGGCACCGCCGACAGAAGUACCUUUGCGCGCCACCCAAGCCUCCAAAGAAAUGCGCCGGAUGAUGGGCGUCUUCCGUCUCAACCCAUUCGCCAUGCACAGCCUCAGCAUGGGUACCAACGGAGAUGGUGACGACUACAAUGGCUUAGGUUCUCCGACUUCAGCAGGGGCAGCGCCAUGGUGUGGCGGAGAGGCACGUCCGUUGGAAGAGGAGCCAGUGAUGCUCGAGUUUCAGUUGGAUAUAGUGGGGUUGGAUGAGGUUGAUCAAGACGGCGUUGAACGUGUGGCAUCGCCUUUCCCAAGCCUGGAAGCCAAGGCAGAGGUGGAGUUACGCUCAUUUUCUCCGAGUUUCCAGCUUCACCACGACGAUGUCGACAUUGACGCCCAAGCGCAUUCGUGCGACAGUCGUGAUGCUGAGGCUGAAAAUCGUCAGGACAUCCAAAGCUGCAGGGGCUCCGAGUACGGGCAGGGCCAAGAUGGACGGCCUGGAGUCUGGGAAGAGGACAAUAGCGGGAGCCAUCCAGACAUGAUCAGCACGACCACGCGUUUAGUGCCAGCUUCCUUUGCGGAAGUCGCCAAUGUCUCCCUUCGUCAGCCAGAGGCGCAGCACGGAUACGUCCCGCAAGUUCCGUCGUCUUCUUUACGGCGUCUUCCUUCGCCUUCGUUAUGGGACGCUAUCACGGAAGACUAUCGACGUCAAGCCGAGGGAGUCUCCGACAGGGAGAUGUCUGCGCCUGCGAUCUCGAAGGCCGACUUCGCUCAUCAACGAGUGGCUAAGCUGCACGCUACGACCUCCCACCCUUACCUGAGAAGAGGAAGUCUGCAACAUCACCCCACACCGGUACAACCCUCGCAUGCAACCUUCGAGACGCGCUUAAGCCCGCGCCCCAUUCCAAUGCAUGCGUCGCCUGCCACAAUGCUCCUCAAUAUGCCUACACACCAUUCCCAACCUCACACCGAGGCAAAUCAAUACCAUCAUCAGCCGCACGCAACAAUAGAGAACAACCACUUCCAUCCUCCACAGCACAUUCGACCACCUCAUCCGAGUCACUUGGCCCUGUACGGAGGUGGCCUAGUACCCACGCUGACGGAUACCGUGUCGACGGUCGACACUUUCGAUCGCGCCUCGGCUUUCAAGCAGCCAUCCUCUUCGUAUAUGCGCCUCGAAAGGGGUCUGCAAGACCACCGAGCCAGCCAGGAUGGUCGCAAUGCAGCGCAUGGUACCAUCAUUGUCACCAACAGUGCGCAGGCGGGAGGGUACGCACCAUCGCCGGAUGAGGUCUCUAUGGUGUUUGGUUCCACCACCGAGACCCUUCAUCGUCAUCCUGGAACUUUCACCUUCGCCGCUGCCGCGAACGCCCGAAGGUGGUCGCUACCGGAGACGAGCGUGACCUUAGCUAAUGGGAGAUUAGAGGGAAACGUGUGA
Messenger RNA from Cyclocybe aegerita, 2247 nucleotides. Lineage: Eukaryota; Fungi; Basidiomycota; Agaricomycetes; Agaricales; Hemipholiotaceae. The record is from the annotation of a GenBank genome assembly.